AUGGUUGCUGUGAAAUCUCUUCUUGUUUUCCUCGCCCUCGGCACUGAGGCUCUUGCGACCACUACUUCUGGUGUGGCCUGCUUAACUAAGCUCGGGAGUUCUAGCAUUGCCUCCAACAAGAUUCCCAGGGCCACCACGACUGUAUCAGAGAAGAUUACGAUUGUUAAGCGAUAUGUCCGAAAGGUCAAUACAACCACUACUACAGAAGCCGACCCCAGUGUUAAGAUUGCAACUGAGGUAGUAACAGACGAACAAACCGACAUCGUGACUCGAUUUAUCACCAUAACUUCAGUCACAACUUCUAUCACUAUCUCUACUAGCACCAGCACCAGCACCAUUAGUGCACCUGCUGGUUUCACUGCCCUGCUUAACGCUCCCGAUUACCGUGCCAAGAUCAAGGCCAGAGCUGAUUCUGGUCCUGUUGUCAAUGUUCUUGCUGCACCUGCCAAACAGUAUCCUCAGCGGGUUGACUGCACCAAGAAGACCCUCAAGCCUCAGACCAAGACCAAGACUACUUUAUCUACCGAGACGGUUGUCGAGACCAUUUACCCCAAAGACGUUACUGUCACUACCAAAGUGACAGUAUCGCCUACUGUCACUGAAUUUGACGACAUCACUGUCCAGACUGUUGCCACUGAAACAGUUACCGUCCAGACGGUUGUACCCGCGACCUACUACGAAGCGUGCGGUAGUAACAACCAAUUGCGAACUGCCAAUGGAGGCCACGCUGUUCAAAAUCUGGUUACAAAGGGUAUUCCGUACUUGACAUCCAGCGCUGGUCUUAAGAGCUCGUCUUAUGACUGCUGUCUCUCCUGCAUUCAGCAAUCUUCGUGCCUUUUCGCUUACAGAGAUAUGCGCUCUGGUAGCUGUUAUAACUAUCUGUCGUCUUCUGCCUCUACUUCCUGCUCUAACGGCCAAGUCAACUGGUCAGAUUAUUACACCAACUCUGUCUUUGCACAAAGUUAUGAAUUCUCUAAUGGUCCUUGUGGUUAUUUAACGAAUAUUGGAGAUAGAGGCUAA
Fusarium sp. VM40 is the source of this 1020-nucleotide messenger RNA. NCBI's taxonomy places the organism in Eukaryota, Fungi, Ascomycota, Sordariomycetes, Hypocreales, Nectriaceae. The record is from the annotation of a GenBank genome assembly.